CACCGCAACAACUCCAUUCAUCAUCUAUCAUAUUUGAUUUCCAAUUCUAAUAUCCAAUCCGAAACCCUAAUUUUUCUUCAAAGUUCCAAAUUCUCAAUUCUCAAUGGCGCCAAAGGGAGAGAAGAAGCCCGCUGAGAAGAAACCUGUUGAAGAGAAGAAGUCUACGGUGGCCGAGAAGUCUCCUGCCGAGAAGAAACCCAAAGCCGGAAAGAAGCUUCCCAAGGAAGCCGGUGCCGCCGCCGGAGACAAGAAGAAGAAGAGAAACAAGAAGAGCGUGGAGACAUACAAGAUCUACAUCUUCAAAGUUCUGAAGCAGGUUCACCCUGACAUCGGUAUCUCAAGCAAGGCCAUGGGAAUCAUGAACAGCUUCAUCAACGACAUCUUCGAGAAGCUUGCUGCUGAAUCUUCCAGACUUGCAAGGUACAACAAGAAGCCAACAAUCACAUCGAGGGAAAUUCAGACUGCGGUCAGGCUUGUUCUGCCUGGAGAAUUGGCUAAGCAUGCUGUUUCUGAAGGGACGAAAGCUGUCACUAAGUUUACAAGGGAGAAGAAGCCCGCUGAGAAGAAACCUGUCGAAGAGAAGAAGUCUACGGUGGCCGAGAAGUCUCCGGCCGAGAAGAAACCCAAGGCUGGAAAGAAACUUCCCAAGGAAGCUGGUGCCGCCGCCGGAGACAAGAAGAAGAAGAGAAACAAGAAGAAUGUGGAGACAUACAAGAUCUAUAUCUUCAAAGUUCUGAAGCAGGUUCACCCUGACAUCGGUAUCUCAAGCAAGGCCAUGGGAAUCAUGAACAGCUUCAUCAACGACAUCUUCGAGAAGCUUGCUGCUGAAUCUUCCAGACUUGCAAGGUACAACAAGAAGCCAACAAUCACAUCGAGGGAAAUUCAGACUGCGGUCAGGCUUGUUCUGCCUGGAGAAUUGGCUAAGCAUGCUGUUUCUGAAGGGACGAAAGCUGUCACUAAGUUUACAAGUGCUUGAGAUUUGUAGUGGUUAUUAUAGAUUUAUCUAUGCUAGCAUUAGGUCUGAAUUAGCGUGUAACUUUUUUUAAAUCAAAUGAAUCCUUGUGUAUUAAUUUGUUAAUCUCUGUUAUUGGUUAUAGGAGAACUUGCAGUAUUAUAACUUCA
Molecule: messenger RNA, 1122 nt
Organism: Lathyrus oleraceus (garden pea)
Lineage: Eukaryota; Viridiplantae; Streptophyta; Magnoliopsida; Fabales; Fabaceae
Product: probable histone H2B.1
Exons: 3
Coding region: 104-976 (290 amino acids)
Cellular component (GO): nucleosome
Molecular function (GO): structural constituent of chromatin; DNA binding; protein heterodimerization activity
Source: RefSeq, a predicted model, not a curated record